GUAACGAUCACAUCAGCAUGAUGUUGGCAACUGUUUUCAUUCUAUCGGUUGGUGCACUGGCGUCGGCACAAGUGUUUCAUAAAGUUGAGUUAGCAAAUGAGAAGACACCCUACGACUAUGUGAACGAACGUUUGGAAGCAAUCGGAUCCGAAACAAGUUCUGGAUUCCCUUUAUCUAAUUCGUACGAAGUUGAGGAAAGUGAGGAUUAUCCUGAUAAAUUAGAAGGAGCUGCAUCUACAAUCUUGAACACUGUUAGUGGUGUUGGCGGAGUUGGGGGUGUUGGUGGAAUUGGAUUAGGGCAAGGUUUAGGUUUGGGUGGAAUAGGCCAAUUGGGAGGUGUUGGAAUUGGCCAGGGGUUAGGAAUAGGCAUUGGAGGAGUAGGUCUAGGUGGAGCUGGAGGAGUAGGUCUUGGUGGAGCUGGAGGAGUGGGUCUAGGUGGAGCUGGAGUUGGCGGUGGGGUUGGCCUAAUCAAUCCUGGACUUGGGGGUUUAGGUGGGAUUGGUCUUGGGGGUGGCCUCCUCUAUCAUCCAUUAUUGGGAGCUCAAAUUGGAGGUGGUUAUGUGGACAAAAAGGCUUAUGAUGCAGCACAGAAAAAAGGAGCUGAUGAAAAUGUAGAAAAACUUGAAAAGAAAGUAGAAGAAGAAGCCAAGCAUGGUCAAGAGGGUUUCCAACAAGCCGCAGCAGCUGCAAAGGCAGAAAAGGGAGAAUCUAGUUUUUACAAAGAUGAGGAAGCAAAGAAAAAAGCAGCCGGAGACGAAAAGUAUUACGAGGGAGGACAGAAGGUUGAUAAACAUGGGGCCAAUGAAGAGCAAUUAAAGAAGGCAAAGAGUCAUAAAAAGGGCCACGUAAGCAAGGGCUUUAAAACAUCCAGUAGUAAGAAUGAGGAGGAAAAAACGGAGAGCUUCUACGAUGAAGCUCAUGAUGAAGCAGACCACAAAAUUGCCGGGCAAAAUGCUGGAUCAUUCGGAGAGAAUUCUAAGCAAGGAUUUAAAGGAGCCCACGAGGAGAAAAUCUUGGAUGCUAAUGCACAUGGCAAGGAAGGUCAUCAUGUUUCUGCAGAGAAAAUUGACGACAGCAAAGCAAACAAGGGUGAAUUUCUGCAGAAAGGCUACAAGGGUGGUGCCGAACAGCUGGAGAAAUUCAAUAACCUCGGCGCCCACUCUGUGCAUGGUCACCAAGAGGCAAGUGGAGGAUACCAACAAAACAAAGGAAUCUUGCCUAUCCACCGCCGUUAA
Achroia grisella is the source of this 1235-nucleotide messenger RNA. Its product is annotated as pupal cuticle protein 36a-like. The transcript is spliced from 3 exons. NCBI's taxonomy places the organism in Eukaryota, Metazoa, Arthropoda, Insecta, Lepidoptera, Pyralidae. The record is from RefSeq and is a predicted model, not a curated record. Bases 18 to 1235 code for a protein of 405 amino acids.